AUGAACGAUAUCGAGAGAUUCACUGUUCGCCGCUUGAAAUACUUCACUAACAAUUUCAGCAAAAAGAAUUACAUUGGAAAGUUUCAGUUUGGCAAAAUCUUCCGUGGAGUUCAGGAGUGUUGCGUUAGUGGGAACAGUUACCUCAUUGUUAAGAUAUGGGACAAUGAUCAAGACCGAGAACAUAAUUUACUCAGACUAGGGGAUGAAAUGUUACUAUUACAUCAUGAAAUGUAUAUAUGCCAUCCUGGGAUGGUUAGGAUGAUGGGUUACUGCAUUGAAGAUGGACAUAUUGCCAUUGUAUUGUUCGUGAAGUCUAAGAAUUCCAUGCAAAAUCUCUUGUCAAGUGGUGAUUUUAAAUGGCUACAUAGGAUUAAAGCUGCGUGUGGAGUGGCUUCUCUCCUCAAGUUUCUGCAUGUUGUACCGCAUCGCAUGAACCCUUUCGUUAUUCGUAAUCUGCGUUCAACUCAUAUAAUGUUAGAUGAGGAAUAUAAUCCAAAAUUGAUUGAUUUUGGCAUGAUUGUUGGUGGGAUUUUUCCAAGCUUGGGAAGACAAUAUCAAGUGGAACCAGCUAAUGACAUACGAUGCACUUGGACAACAAAGGAUGAUGUCUUGUCUUUUGGGUUGUUGCUUCAAUGUUUGAUAUCUGAAAAAUUGAAAAUUGAGUCAAUUGAUGGAUGUUUGGCUACUUCAAAUGACAUAGAGAAGACUCUUGUACAUGAGAGAUUACAGAAAGAUCCAACAUAUUAUCAUGAAGAUGGACAAGAGAUUACAAGGUUGAUUGUGCAAUGUGUGCAGCCUGAUUCUACUUGUCGGCCUACAAUGUCUGAAGUUGUUGAGGCUUUUCAAAAACUAAAACUGAUAGAGACCCACCCAGAAAUUAUGUGCUUAGAGAACUUGUUUCGGAACAAGUGUAGUGCUGAGAAACCUAUGAAUCCUUCAAAACCUAAUAUGCCUAUAAAACAUUUGCUGGGUAACUGA
Molecule: messenger RNA, 978 nt
Organism: Impatiens glandulifera
Lineage: Eukaryota; Viridiplantae; Streptophyta; Magnoliopsida; Ericales; Balsaminaceae
Product: serine/threonine-protein kinase BIK1-like
Exons: 5
Coding region: 1-978 (325 amino acids)
Biological process (GO): protein phosphorylation
Molecular function (GO): protein kinase activity; ATP binding
Source: RefSeq, a predicted model, not a curated record